This is a messenger RNA of Gadus macrocephalus (Pacific cod), 865 nucleotides long. RefSeq lists its product as uncharacterized. The record is from RefSeq and is a predicted model, not a curated record. Bases 123 to 806 code for a protein of 227 amino acids. The transcript has 6 exons. NCBI's taxonomy places the organism in Eukaryota, Metazoa, Chordata, Actinopteri, Gadiformes, Gadidae.
CAUCUCGCCGAGGGCCAGGCAGCAGCAGCAGAGUCUCUCCUCGACUUGAGGAAAACUGUCUAGCACCUCACCAUGGGGCAGGACCGCAACAACCGUUGCCAAAACAACUCCCUGCAUUUAACAUGCGGAGAGUUACUCAAGGAACGGCAGUCCCUCCUCUUCUCCCUCCACCCCCGACAUCAACCCUGAGCCUGCAGGCAACAGAGGAGCCUUCUUCAAUCCCCGCCAUCGGACCAACAUGGCGAGGGGGAAGAAUGAAUGAGUCCAUUCCCUGCUCUGCGGCUGAAGUCCACAUCCUGAACCUGCUGGAGACGAUUAAACAGCAACAAGACCAGCUCGUGGCAAAGGUCAACUACCUCUGCAGCAGGAUGAACAGCACCCCGGGGCCAGACAUUGAGAUGCCUGACAGUAUUAAUCUCCCCUUGGAACACCUGGAGGCAGUGGAGGCAUUUGAGGUGUUUCUAAAAGAACCCUCUAACUACCCAGCUCAACAGAGAGUAAUUGCUUCUUUGGCCACAAUUGGAGGCCAGGAUUUGAAGAGGGUGACUUGGAACAUUCUUGGCCGGCUAUACACAGACGACGUGUCCCACCAAAUCAACUGGAAAGGUGUGAACAACAAAAAGGCCUUCAGCCAGAUGUCGGCAAAGAGCUUGCUUUUCAGUGCUGUGAGGAAAAACUCUAUCACAAAGUCUGUCACCGAUGCGGAGGUAACCAAGCACACCAUCAGGUGGUUUAACCUGGCCAUGGAUCGGGCGACAAAGAGACGAGGAGGUGUCCGUCCCCCGACAUGUCCCUCACAGCCGUAAUUGAAGCAGUUGAGAACAUAAUCAAUAAAAAAAAAAUUAUUGAACGUUUGAUUCUUAUU